GUCAAAGGUUAAAUUGAUCGGAAGCAAGCAUGCACGUGUGACAACAAUAUCAAGGGGAAAACUGACCUUCUGUUCCUGAUAGCUGUGCACAACUUAGCGAUUAGACUCUUAAAGUUCGAUCUGUGGUACGUCAGAGAUGUCUGGGUCGGUAAUCCAGCGGUCAGCCUUCACCAGCGAGGCUGAUUUCUGCCCGGACUGUGGAUCUAUCCUGCCCCUACCCGGGAGAGAGGAUGUAGUCACCUGCAAGCUGUGUGGGUUCCAGGUAGAUGUGACAGAGUUUGAUGGAGUUGAAGUCAAAACCCGCAUCAUUUUCAACAAAAGAGAGUCAGCCAAGAAGGAAGACAGACCAGCAGAGGACACAUCAGGACCACUGGUGGAUCGAAAGUGCCCCAAAUGUGGCCAUGAAGGGAUGACAUACACCACCAGACAGACUCGCUCAGCUGACGAGGGGCAAACUGUCUUCUACGGCUGUCCUAGGUGCAGGUUCAAUGAGACAGAGUACUCCUGAUCAUCUCAGCUACAGAGAAGACUGAUUUAUGUCAUGUUGCACCAAGGGUGGACACAACUCAACAAUCUUCACAACGUCAUGGAUGAAACUACAUCAAGACACUUGUUGGUUGCAGAUAUUAUCUCCAUUGUUGGACAGUAGAUGAUCCUGAAUAAGUGUUGUCUUUAUCCAGGAUGUUUUUGAAUGAUGUAGAGAUCCACUGAUGUAUAUUGUACCAACAUCUGUUGAUCCUAUUAGUGGCCAAAUUAGAUGACUUACAAUGUUUGUAUGCACCAUGAGUACAUGAAUUAUGAACAAUGUAGAUAAAAUGAUUACUUUACAAGCAAAUGCUUUAUUAUGAAAUUAUACAUGUACAAUGGACUCACUUUGUACAUAGACUCUGCUAAAAUGGGCUUUCUACAUACAUGAACUUUGAUCUUUCCAAUAAGGACUAAGAGCACAUGUUGAGUCUGUAGAGGCCUGAUAGACCAGACUAUAUCAUACAAUAGUCAAAUUGUUUGUCAGAUAUAUUUAAGCUUGAUGUUAACAAGAAAAUGUGAUACAAAAAAAAUAAAUGUAUGCAACUCAAUAAAACUGUCAUAAGCUCAUCACCCUUUAAUGAUGCAUAGAUUUUACUUAAGCAACACUUGGUUUGUCACUUACAUGUAGAUAU
Molecule: messenger RNA, 1160 nt
Organism: Branchiostoma floridae (Florida lancelet)
Lineage: Eukaryota; Metazoa; Chordata; Leptocardii; Amphioxiformes; Branchiostomatidae
Product: DNA-directed RNA polymerase I subunit RPA12-like
Exons: 4
Coding region: 137-508 (123 amino acids)
Biological process (GO): DNA-templated transcription; termination of RNA polymerase I transcription
Cellular component (GO): RNA polymerase I complex
Molecular function (GO): DNA-directed RNA polymerase activity; nucleic acid binding; zinc ion binding
Source: RefSeq, a predicted model, not a curated record